Durusdinium trenchii is the source of this 407-nucleotide messenger RNA. The record is from the annotation of a GenBank genome assembly. Lineage: Eukaryota; Dinophyceae; Suessiales; Symbiodiniaceae.
GCGGUGUGCCACUCCCGGGAGCAGCUUCUGGAGGUCUAUGCUGCUCGUGCAGCCGCCGUGCCACCUCGGUGGCUGCAGGCCCGUGCCCCGCUGCCGCACGCGGUGCCCCGCGCAUGGACGGCGUGCGUGAGGUUCUUUCUUCCGCCGCGUUGGAGAACCACGGGGACCACUGGAUCGAAGGCAUGAGCAUGAGGCCUGCUUGUGCAUCCAGCGCCACUGGCGGAAGCUUCAGGAGUCCCGACGAAAUACCGACUUCUUCAUGGGAGACCAAGCUUCACCUGGCUUCCGAGAGGUCGUCUUCGGUGCCCAGUUCCGUCGGUCCUAGCUGCUGGGCCGAGCUGGACGUGGUCCGCGGCGCAGCGCGUCGGCUUCAUCUCGCACCCGCUCCUUGGGCGGCUCACAGGUGA